Cydia pomonella (codling moth) is the source of this 3573-nucleotide messenger RNA. RefSeq lists its product as uncharacterized. Gene Ontology annotation, molecular function: oxidoreductase activity; zinc ion binding. The record is from RefSeq and is a predicted model, not a curated record. NCBI's taxonomy places the organism in Eukaryota, Metazoa, Arthropoda, Insecta, Lepidoptera, Tortricidae. Bases 126 to 1157 code for a protein of 343 amino acids. The transcript is spliced from 10 exons.
UGUUUAUGUUUAUACAAUUUACAUAACACUCUGUAUGUCAGUUACUAUUUAAGAUUACAUCGUGUAUCGUUAUCCCACAGUUGUUAUUUCGACCGAGACCGCUGUAAACAGACCACCGUUUAAAAAUGGAAGCUGUAGUGUUUAACGGUGCCAACCUCACCUUGAAGUACGAGAGCAAAUACCCGCUCCCUAAAAUCAUUGAAGAUACUGAUGUCAUCGUGAAAGUACAUUACUCGGGCAUAUGCGGCACUGAUCUGCACAUUAUUCAGGGCGAGUUUCCCGCACGUAAGAACCGUCCGCUGCCCAUGGGGCACGAGUUCAGCGGCGUCAUCACCGAGGUCGGGAAGGCUUCCAACUUUAAAGUGGGCCAGAAGGUCGUCGUGGACCCUAACAGUGCGUGCAACAGGUGCGAUUUCUGCCACAGCGGCAACUACCAAUAUUGUCUUACUGCCGGCAUUAACAGCACUAUUGGAAUCUGGCGAGACGGCGGCUGGGCCGAGUACGUGCGUUGCCCGGACACGAACGUCUUCCCGCUGCCGGACGAAAUCACUACUGAACAAGGAGGUCUUUGCGAGCCUUAUUCGUGCGUCUCUCACGGAUUUGACCGAGCUUCCCCUCUGCAGAUUGGCGAGAAGAUAUUGGUGGUCGGAGCUGGCAUUAUUGGCAACUUGUGGGUGACGGCGCUCCAUCAUCAGGGCCACAGGGAGGUCACGGUCUCAGAGAUGAACAGGUCCAGGCUGGAGAUCGUUAAGAAACUGAACACUGGAUACAGGCUCAUCUCUCCUGACGUGCUCGCCAAAGAAAACAAACUGUAUGACGUCAUCAUUGAUUGCACGGGCGUCGGCAAGGUGAUGGAAAUCAACUUCAACUACCUGAACCACGGCGGUAAAUACGUGCUCUUCGGCUGCUGUCCCCCCUCACACCAAGCCUCGGUUAACCCGUACGAGAUCUACAACAAGGAAAUCACCGUAAUUGGCGUCAAGAUCAACCCGUACACAUUCCCGAAGACCAUCGGAUGGCUCAAAGCCAUGGGAGAAAGAUACUUGAAUUACGAAAACCUGGGCAUCAAGACCUACAAAUUGUCGGAGUACCAAAAGGCCCUGGAUGACUUAAAGACUGGGAACAUCUCCAAGGCUCUGUUUAAAAUGGUCAAGUAAAUUAUGAUGAUGAGUCGAAUGAAGCUUUAGGUUACCCCACACUAGCGUCUUUUGAACGUCGGCGUCUGAUCAGCGCUAUGGAAUAUGACGUCGCUGCGCAGUGGCGUCAGCCGUACAGUUGACUAGACCCUUACGUUUUUUUUACAAGAUGUUCAUUUAGUCACGUGCAAUAAUUUACGAGGUGAAUAUAAUUAUAGGUCAGGACAUUCAAAUUUUGUACAAAUAUUAAUGAGACUAAAGGCUAUAUUUAAAAAAAAAAUAUGACCCUCCUAACCAUUUAAAUUCUUGUAACAAAAAAAAAUUAAUCACCUGUAUAACAAGUUCGGCUCAUGGUACACACACCAUUUUUUUUCCAAAUAUGAACCAAUUUAUAUUCUACAUCAUAUGAAAGUUUUAUCGACCUAGCCCAGAAGGAACAUUGCGAAAUUAAAAUGAAUGUACUAUUUAAUAAACAGAGGGAUGAAACUUUUGUGCAGGGUAUUACCUCCUCAAAAGGCAUUGUUUGAUUAUAGUUUCGACCCAAAAACACUGGGGGCAAUUUUUCUGAGGUUAUCCUGCUAUGCCCUUAUUGCAGGUGACUAAUAAACACCUUGUAUUGUAUUAAUGUAUUGUGCUGUGUGGUAAUGUUCUAUAUAUUUAGCUCCUUGUACUACCUGUUGACUUUUAUGAGUUCCGCAUUUCCCGCUACCCAAAGAUUGUCUGAAAGAGAUCGCUUUUUAGCAAUAAGAACCCUGAUGUUAUUUAGUUAUAAUUUGUCUUUUAAAUUUCCAUUGUAAUUUUACAUGUAAAAUGUAUUGUCAUUGGAUACAGACUUGUGGAAGGGCCUAAAUAAGUCAAACUAUGAAAAACUAAAAUAGUACGUUCAUUUUUAGGGUUCCGUAGCCAAAUGGCAUAAAACGGAACCCUUAUAGUUUCGCCAUGUCCGUCUGUCUGUCUGUCUGUCUGUCCGAGGCUUUGCUCCGUGGUCGUUAGUGCUAGAAAGCUGAAAUUUGGCAUGGAUAUAUAAAUCAAUAAAGCCGACAAAGUCGUACAUUAAAAUCUAAAAAUUUAAUUUUUUUUAGGGUACCUCCCCUACACGUAAAGUGGGGGUGAAUUUUUUUUUCGCUUCAACCCUAGAGUGUGGGGUAUCGUUGGAAAGAUCUUUCAAAACUAAUGGGGGUUUUCAAGAAACAUUUUUUGAUAAAGUGAAUAUAUUCGGAGAUAAUUGCUCCGAAAGGAAAAAAAAAUGUGUCCCCCCCCUCUAACUUUUGAACCAUAGAUCCAAAAAAUAUGAAAAAAAUCGUGGAAGUAGAGCUUAAGAAAGACAUUAAAUGAAAACUAUAGCGGACAUGAUCAGUUUAGCUGUUUUUGAGUUAUCGCAAAAAGGUUUCCCUUCAUAGUAAAAAGACUUACUUUAAUUAGGUACUGAUUAUGCAAAUUUGCCUAUUUGUUUAACUCGGGUGAAAGGUACCGUUUAAUCGCUUAGUUUACAAUUUACUAUACUUUAAGCUCCAGUUUAGCUUAUUGCGACGGAAGAGUAACUACGGAACCCUACACUGAGCGUGGCCCGACAUGCUCUUGGCCGGUUAUUGUAGUUAGAUAAGAAAAAGUGUCAACCAUAACGAACUGUCAUGUCUGACAUGAGCAGCCAUCGUUGGAGUUUGAAGAAAACUCUGGAUUCAAUCCAGUUUAUUCCACCAAAAUACACUACACAAACUUACACACUAAAAGAUUUAGAAUAUUAUUAGACCUAAAUAUGAUUAAAUAGUAAAUUAUGAGUGACAAUGUUUUUUCUAUUAUUCGAAUUUUUAAACAGUCAAAUUGCUGUCAGUGCUUCACCUACUUACAUUUUAGUUUUACCUGGUAAGCAGAAUAAUUAUGAGUAUAACAGAACGCAAAAUAAUUAUGAGUAUAACAGAACGGUUACAGUGUACGGUUCAAUUUGUAAUGGUUUAUGGUUAAUAAAUUAACGUUAGGCCUAUGAAAGGUAGAGGCAAGGAACAAAAUCUCCUUAGGCAGAACUGUUGCAAAAGUGUCCAGCUGUCAGCUAUAACUAAUAGUUCCAAAUUUCUCCAGAGUAGCGCUAGAGUAGCUGAGAACCUAGGCGUUAUUGACGGAUUGUAGUGCGCUGUCUAUGGUUAGAUUUUUUCCUCAAGUAUUCUAGGUAUUGUAGCAUCACCUAUUUAUGGUUUUUUUCGGACUAUUUUGGUAUAUGGAGAUUAUGUUCCUUGCCUCUACCUUCCAUAGUUCGGCCAACACUGACGCACAUAACUAAUAUGACAGGAUUUUUCUGCUAUUUUUCUUUUUUCUAUGUAUUAAGUAUUUUGAUCGUUUUUUUUUUUUAAUUUAACAAUGGCUUAGUACACUGGAUUGAUUCGAUUUUGUAUAUUUAUUUUGUAACAUUAUCUAUUUUCUGUUAAUAAAAAUUAUUACUAGU